Molecule: messenger RNA, 5239 nt
Organism: Tupaia belangeri chinensis (Chinese tree shrew)
Lineage: Eukaryota; Metazoa; Chordata; Mammalia; Scandentia; Tupaiidae
Product: KIAA1217 ortholog
Cellular component (GO): cytoplasm
Source: RefSeq, a predicted model, not a curated record
CCUGGGGACCGAGGGACUGGGGGACGGGGGAAACGGGGGAGGCCGGCGCUGGAAUGCAGUUUUCUCGGGCCAAAGAGACUUUGCACCGGAGUGGAGAAUAGUUUGGGGUGGGGUUUCGCACCGUCCCCUCCUCCCCACCCCGGGGCCCCUUCCAGGCGCGUUCUGGGAGCUUUCAGAACUGAGCUCUGAAGUUUGCAGAGAGCAGGGAGCUUGUGCCGCCGGCAGGGACAAUGGAAGAAAACGAAAGCCAGAAAUGUGAGCCGAGCCUUCCCUCCUCAGCAGACAGCAGACAGAUGCAGGAACCAGGAAAAAGCAAUCUGCAUGUCACGGCGGUAGAAGAUGCAGAAUGCCGCAGAACCAAGGAACGCCUUUCUAAUGGAAACGGGCGUGUUUCCCUCUCUAAGUCUUCCCGCAAUAUCCCACGGAGACACACUGUAGGUGGGCCCCGAAGUUCCAAAGAAAUACUGGGCAUGCAGACAUCUGAGAUGGAUAGGAAGAGAGAAGCUUUCCUUGAACACCUAAAACAGAAGUACCCACAUCAUGCCACAGCGAUCAUGGGCCACCAGGAGAGGCUGAGAGACCAGACAAGAAGCCCCAAACUAUCUCACAGUCCUCAACCUCCCAGUUUGGGCGACCCAGUGGAGCAUUUAUCAGAGACGUCGGGUGACUCUUUGGAAGCCAUGUCUGAGGGGGAUGUUCCCAGUCCCUUUUCUAGGGGCAGCCGGACUCGAGCCAGCCUUCCUGUGGUGAGGACAACCAACCAGACAAAAGAACGGUCUCUGGGAGUUCUCUAUCUCCAGUACGGAGACGAAACCAAGCAGCUCAGGAUGCCGAAUGAAAUCACAAGCGCAGACACAAUCCGUGCUCUCUUCGUAAGUGCCUUUCCUCAGCAGCUCACCAUGAAAAUGCUGGAGUCGCCCAGUGUCGCCAUUUAUAUCAAAGACGAAAGCAGGAAUGUCUAUUAUGAACUGAAUGACGUACGGAACAUUCAGGACAGAUCGCUCCUCAAAGUGUACAACAAGGACCCGGCGCAUGCAUUUAACCACACACCCAAAGCUGUGAACGGAGACCUGAGGAUGCAGAGAGACAUUGUUUAUGCAAGAGGAGAUGGCCCUGGUGCCUCUCGACCUGGAUCCACGGCUCACCCACCCCAUGCGAUUCCAAAUUCUCCACCAUCCACUCCGGUGCCCCAUUCUAUGCCCCCGUCCCCAUCCAGAAUUCCCUAUGGGGGCACCCGCCCCAUGGUGGUUCCCGGCAAUGCCACCAUCCCCAGGGACAGACUCUCCAGCCUGCCAGUCUCCCGAUCCAUCUCCCCAAGCCCAAGCGCCAUUUUAGAAAGAAGAGAUGUCAAGCCAGAUGAAGACCUGGGUGGCAAAAAUGUCGCCAUGUACAGAAACGAGGGUUUCUACGCGGACCCUUACCUGUACCAUGAAGGACGGAUGAGCAUCGCCUCGUCCCACGGUGGGCACCCGCUGGACGUCCCCGAUCACAUCAUCGCGUAUCACCGCACAGCCAUCCGGUCAGCGAGUGCUUAUUGCAAUCCCUCUCUGCAAGCCGAGAUGCAUAUGGAGCAGUCCCUGUACAGACAGAAGUCAAGGAAGUACCCUGAGAGCCAUUUGCCUACCCUGGGCUCCAAGACGCCUCCCGCCUCUCCGCACCGAGUCGGUGACCUGAGAAUGAUAGACAUGCACGCUCAUUACAAUGCCCACGGACCCCCGCACACCUUGCAGCCAGACCGGGCCUCGCCAAGCCGCCAGUCCUUUAAAAAGGAGCCGGGCACCUUGGUGUAUAUCGAAAAACCGCGCAAUACCCCAGGAUUAUCUGGCAUUGUGGACCUCGGCCCCCCUCUACUUGAGAAGCAAGUGUUUGCUUACAGCACUGCUACGAUCCCCAAAGACAGAGAGACCAGCGAGAAAAUGAUGAAAACCACAGCCAGCAGAAGCCACACUGACGGUGCAGGUGCUCCCCACAUUUCUGGCGGGAAGACUCUCAGUGCCCUGGAGUCCACAGGGCCGCCCAGCCAGCCCCUGCCUGCUGGCACCUCAGCUGUGCACCUGAGCCUGCGGGACAUGAGGCGGAACGUGGCUGAACUCCGGCUCCAGCUGCAGCAGAUGCGACAGCUCCAGCUGCAGAACCAGGAGCUGCUGAGGGCCAUGAUGAAGAAGGCUGAGCUAGAAAUCAGUAGCAAAGUGAUGGAGACGAUGAAGAGACUGGAGGAUCCUGUGCAACGGCAGCGCGUCCUGGUGGAGCAAGAGAGGCAAAAAUACCUUCAUGAAGAGGAGAAGAUUGUCAAGAAGCUCUGCGAGUUGGAAGACUUCGUGGAAGACUUGAGGAAGGACUCCACGGCAGCUGGCCGGGCGGUUACCCUAAAAGACGUGGAAGAUGGGGCCUUCCUCUUGCGACAAGUGGGAGAAGCUGUAGCUACCCUGAAAGGGGAAUUUCCCACCUUGCAAAACAAGAUGCGGGCCGUCCUGCGCAUCGAAGUGGAGGCGGUGCGGUUUCUGAAGGAGGAGCCCCACAAGCUGGACAGCCUGCUGAAGCGGGUGCGAAGCAUGACCGACAUCCUGACGGUGCUACGGAGACAUGUUACCGAUGGGCUCCUGAAGGGCACAGAUGCGGCCCAAGCUGCCCAAUAUGUUGCUAUGGAAAAGGCCACAGCUGCAGAGGUCCUGAAGAGCCAGGAGGAAGCAGCCCAUGCCUCCAGCCAGCUCCUCCACAGCACUGGCGUCCCUGGUGAUGUGAAGUCGGAAGUGGUAUCCAUGUCCGCCAUGACAGUUCACCAUGCACAGAGCUCUCCCGUGGUCAUCCAGCCCUCCCAGCACUCCUCGGCACUGCUGAACACUGCGCAGAACUUGCCUGUGGGAACUGGUCCUCAUUCAGCCAGCCCUCCUGCCGUUUCACAGGAAGUCACCUCUGCACUGCAGUCAACACAGGUCCCUCAGUCCCCGCAGACACCCAUGAAUGGUUCCGCCAUGCAGAGCUUAUUCAUUGAGGAGAUCCACAGUGUGAGUGCCAAGAACAGGGCAGUGUCCAUUGAGAAAGCAGAAAGGAAAUGGGAAGAGAAAAGGCAAAAUCUAGACCACUAUAAUGGAAGCUCCUAGAAGAAGCCCAGGCCAACAUCAUGAAGUCAAUUCCAAACCUGGAGAUGCCACCAGCCUCAGGUGCACCGCCAAGGGGAGAGGCUCCAGUGGACAAGCUAGAACUUUCUGAAGACUCUUCAAAUUCAGAACAGGACUCGGACAAGCUGGGAGGGAAGUCACCUCCUCCUCCUCCCCCACCGCCUCGGCGAAGCUACCUGCCUGGGUCAGGGCUCACUACCACGAGAUCGGGUGACGUGGUCUACACUGGCAGGAAGGAGAGCACUACCACUAAGACAAUCAGCGAAGAUGCGGGACCAAGCCCACAGACUAGACCCACAAAAUGUCCAGCAGAGGAGCCGGCUCCGGCCUGGACCCCAGCCUCCCCACCAGUCACUACUGUCUCUUCAAAGGAGGAGGAAGAGGAGGAAGAGGAAGGGGACAAAAUAAUGGCAGAACUCCAGGCAUUCCAGAAGUGUUCCUUUAUGGAUGUAAAUUCAAACAGUCAUGCUGAGCAGGCCCGGGCCGACAGUCACGUUAGAGACACUAGGCCGGGCUCCACGGUCCCAGCCAAGGAGAAGAAGGGCGCCGGCGGGACCCCCCAGACGAGCAGAAUGCCAGUCCCCAUGAGUUCCAAGACGAGGCCCGGAAGCCUGGACAAGCCUGGCAAGCAGUCCAAGCUGCAGGAUCCCCGCCAAUAUCGUCAGGCUAAUGGAAGUGCUAAGAAAGCUGGUGGGGACUGUAAGCCUACUUCCCCCUCCUUACCUGCUUCUAAGAUUCCAGCCCUUUCUCCCAGCUCUGGGAAAAGCAGUUCCCUGCCCUCUUCUAGUGGUGACGGCUCUAACCUCCCUAAUCCACCUGCUACUAAACCGCCGAUUACUUCUAACCCUCUCAGCCCCCAAACAGGACGAUCUGCUCACUCCGCCUCCCUCAUCCCUUCUGUCUCUAAUGGCUCCUUGAAGUUCCAGAGCCCCACUCACCCAGGGAAAGGUCACCAUCUCUCCUUCUCACUGCAGACUCAAAACGGCCGAGCAGCCCCUCCCUCCUCCUCCUCUUCCUCCCCUCCCUCCCCUGCCUCCCCCACCUCACUGCAUCAAGGUGCCAAGGGCAUCAGGACCAUCCAUACUCCUAGCCUCACCAGCUACAAGGCACAGAACGGAAGUUCAAGCAAAGCCACCCCACCCACAGCAAAGGAAACCUCUUAAAGGCCAGAUCUUAUUAGGCACAAGUUGGAGAUCCAUUUAAAAAAUUUUUUUUUCUUUGAACAGUCUGCAACAACUUUUUCCAAGAGAAUGUAAUGUAUCGCUGUACUGUUUGAGGCUAAAUGCUAAGAAUGUGCUAGAUACUGGAUUAACCGAUCGCAGUCAAGCUUGUUUGGUUUCAUUUUUUUCCCUUCGUUGCUGUUGUGACUACAUAGUGUUCACUGUUACCUUGGAUACCUAUUCAAUGACGUAAGCAUGUGUUGUACAGAGACUAUGGUGAGAGAGGAGGGUGUGCGAGCAACAGGAAACUGUUCAGCAUGUAAACCAUGUAUGAUUCCAGAAUUUUAGUAUGUUUUGUAUAAAAAUAUUUUUCAUUACGGAGACUAGAAGUGAACAGAGAAAUACACAAGUGUGACUAUACAAAUUGUAAAACAGAUACUAUAAUAUGUCCUCUUAUUUUAGUGUUAUUUAGUUUUAUUACAGAUUUCUAUUUUUGUCAAAACUCCACAGUUCCUUUCAAGAUCCUUUUUGCCAAAACAUUUUGAUACGAUUAUAGCAUUGUACAUUUGAAAGUAGUGUGCUAGACUCGAAGCCAAUGAACUUCUACGCGAGCCAACAGGGAGACCUACGUGUAGAAGGCAAUUUAUCAAACUAUUGCACUGCCAUGGAAAGUAUAGAUAAUCAUUUGCUAGCCCAAAUGAACUCGUUUCUUUGCUUGCUUGCUUCCUUGCUUUCUUCCUUCCUUUUUUUUCUUUCUCUCUCUCUUUUUUUCUUUUUUUUUUAAACAUAUUGAGAUUCUUUAGUUGUUUUCUUUGCACCAUCUAACCCCUUCCUUUGUUUUCUGAGGCCUGGUAACCCACACUAUUGCAUUGUGGAUUUUAAAAUGUACACUUCUGUACGGUUCUGUAAACUGAUCUUUUGUAAAUAUAUAGAUACCACUAGACAUAAAAAUACUGUAUG